Rhineura floridana is the source of this 1338-nucleotide messenger RNA. RefSeq names its product RNA binding fox-1 homolog 1 (gene RBFOX1). Gene Ontology annotation, cellular component: cytoplasm; nucleus. Gene Ontology annotation, molecular function: mRNA binding. The transcript has 13 exons. The record is from RefSeq and is a predicted model, not a curated record. Gene Ontology annotation, biological process: regulation of alternative mRNA splicing, via spliceosome; nervous system development. Lineage: Eukaryota; Metazoa; Chordata; Lepidosauria; Squamata; Rhineuridae. Bases 1 to 1266 code for a protein of 421 amino acids.
AUGCAACAUCCUCUGACGGGGGCAACCUGCGUAGCACUCCCGAAUGUUGGUAUGUGUCCCCAGCUGUCCUGUGCCUUGACUUUUAUGUAUUUACAGCAGGGUAAUCAGGAAGCCACAGCACCUCCUGACACAAUGGCACAGCCUUACGCGUCGGCUCAGUUUGCUCCUCCUCAGAACGGCAUCCCAGCAGAGUACCCUACCCCCCACCCUCAUCCGACUCCAGACUACACAGGCCAAACCACAGUCCCAGAGCACACGUUAAAUAUGUAUCCGCCUGCGCAGACGCAUUCCGAACCAAACACAAGCGACACAAAUGCACAAACUGUCUCGGGCACAGCCACACAGACAGACGAUGCAGCACAGACUGACGGACAGCAACAGACACAAUCAUCUGAAAACACAGAAAACAAAUCACAGCCGAAACGGCUGCAUGUCUCAAAUAUACCAUUCAGAUUUCGGGAUCCAGAUCUCAGACAAAUGUUUGGGCAAUUUGGUAAAAUCUUAGAUGUUGAAAUUAUUUUUAAUGAGCGAGGCUCAAAGGGAUUUGGUUUCGUUACUUUCGAAAAUAGUGCUGAUGCAGAAAGGGCGAGGGAGAAAUUACACGGCACUGUGGUAGAGGGCCGUAAAAUCGAGGUAAAUAAUGCGACAGCUCGAGUAAUGACAAAUAAGAAAACAGUCAACCCUUAUACAAAUGGUUGGAAAUUAAAUCCAGUGGUUGGUGCAGUCUAUAGCCCAGAAUUCUAUGCAGGCAGGGUGCUGCUGUGCCAGGCAAACCAGGAGGGAUCUCCCAUGUACAGUGCCCCCAGUUCACUAGUAUACACAUCCACAAUGCCAGGCUUCCCUUACCCUGCCGCCACCACUGCCGCCGCAUAUAGAGGAGCACACCUCAGAGGCAGAGGUCGCACUGUCUACAACACGUUUCGCGCUGCGGCUCCUCCUCCUCCAAUCCCGGCUUAUGGCGGUGUUGUUUACCAGGAUGGAUUUUAUGGUGCAGACAUUUAUGGUGGUUAUGCUGCAUACCGGUAUGCCCAGCCUACCACAGCAACCGCAGCUGCCUACAGUGACAGUUACGGACGACUUUAUGCUGCAGACCCCUACCACCACACACUUGCUCCCGCAACCACCUACGGCGUUGGUGCCGUGAAUGCUUUUGCACCCUUGACUGAUGGCAAGACUAGGAGCCAUGCUGAUGAUGUCGGUCUCGUUCUUUCUUCAUUGCAGGCUAGUAUAUAUCGAGGGGGAUACAGCCGUUUUGCUCCAUACUAAAUGACAAAACCAUAAAAAUCCUUCCAAUGUGGGGGGAAAAAAAGGAAGCUUUCCGAGGCCUGGGUAUUGCAA